AUGUCGUUGCCGACGCCGGAAUUUGGCGACAAAGCCUUCCCGCCGAUCUCGAAAUGUGAGUUCUCCACCAUCAGCCACCGAUCAGUAGCGGCGGACCUCGAUGGAACUCUACUGAAGGCGAGCUCAGCGUUUCCGUACUAUAUGCUCGUUGCAAUUGAGGCAGGAAGCCUCCUUCGCGGCCUUGUUCUGUUACUGUGUUUUCCGAUCAUUGCAAUCGCGUAUAUAUUCGUCUCCGAAGCUGUAGCUAUCAAGAUGUUGAUUUUCAUCUCGUUUUCCGGUCUCAAGGUCCGCGAUAUCGAGCUUGCGUCACGCGCCGUCUUGCCGCGGUUCUACGCGGCGGAUGUAAGGAGCGAUAGUUUUGAGGUGUUUGAUAGGUGUCAGAGGAAGGUUGUAGUGACGGCGAAUCCGACGGUUAUGGUGGAUGCUUUUGUGAAGGAUUAUUUGGGAGGGGAAAAGGUCCUUGGAACGGAGAUCGAGGUAAAUCCGAAGACGAAGAAAGCUACGGGAUUCGUUGUGGAGCCUGGUGUUUUGGUUGGGAAAUGGAAGAAGUUGGCUAUUUUGAAGGAAUUUGGUGAUGAAUCGCCUGAUAUUGGACUUGGUGAUCGGAAAUCAGAUCACGAUUUCUUGUCCGUUUGCAAGGAGGGGUACAUGGUCCCAAAAGACGAAUCGGCAGCCAUAGUUUCACCGGACCGGCUAAAAACCCGACUGAUAUUCCACGACGGCCGCCUAGUCCACCCCCCAACACCGAUCAACGCUUUGAUCACCUACAUUUGGUUGCCAUUUGGAUUCAUCCUAUCCCUUCUCCGCGUUUAUUUCAAUCUCCCACUCCCUGAACGAAUUGUCAGAUACACCUACGGCAUGCUCGGGAUCAAGCUCGUGAUCCGUGGAAACCCGCCUCCACCACCAUCACCUGGGACCCCUGGAAACCUCUACGUCUGCAACCACCGCACCGCCCUAGACCCCAUCAUCAUCGCCAUCGCUCUUGGCCGCAAACCGUUUUGCGUGACAUACAGCGUCAGCAAACUCUCACGGUUCCUUUCACCGAUCCCUGCCAUUGCCCUAACCCGUGACCGUGAAGCGGAUGCUGCCCGGAUCAAGGCGUUGCUUCAAAAAGGCGAUCUCGUGGUCUGCCCAGAAGGAACCACGUGUCGUGAACCGUUCUUGUUACGGUUCAGUGCCUUGUUUGCGGAACUAAGUGACCGGAUCGUGCCCGUGGCCGUGAACCUUAAGCAGAACAUGUUCCACGGCACAACGGUUCGCGGGGUCAAAUUCUGGGACCCGUAUUUCUAUUUCAUGAACCCGAGGCCGACUUACGAAGUGACGUUUUUGGAACGGUUGCCGGAGGAGAUGACGGUGAAAGGCGGUGGACGGUCGUCGAUCGAGGUGGCGAACCAUGUGCAGAAGGUUCUUGGUGCAGUGUUAGGAUUUGAAUGCACCAAUUUGACAAGGAAAGAUAAGUAUCAGUUGCUUGGAGGAAAUGAUGGGAAAGUGGAGUCGAUGUAUGGCAAGAAGUGAAUAUAUAUAGAGAGGAAGGUUUAAACGAGAAAGGUAAAAGAUCGAGAACGUGUGAAUAAAUAAUUUAUAUGUGAAUUAUUGGUAAAUCUAGAAAAAUCAUUUGAAGAUUUUUGUGUGAAUCUACGUUCUUAUCCUAUAUUUUUUACCAACCAUUCACAUAUAAAGAUGUAUAUAUGAAUGAUUGGUAAACUUGAAAAACCCAAUUUGAAGAUUCUUACGUGAAUCCAAGUCUUUUUACCAACAAUUUUACCAAUUAUUCACAUAUGAAGAUGCAUAUGUAAACUCACGUUUUAUUUUACCAAUAAUUCACAUAUGAAUCAUUUAUUUGCACGUCUUGUAACCUUUUUUACUUUUCUUGUUUAAACCUUUUGUAUCUCUCUAUAUAUUAUGUAUGUGGUAAGGGCAGUUAGAUAUUUAUUUACUUGGUACUUGGUACUUGGUAGUAGUGAUAUUGCUUUUGGGCCAAAUAUUUGUUCAACCAUCAAACAACCCAAAUAAGAACUGUAGUCUAUGUGCUAAAUGGAUGUUUCGUGUUCUAUUACUAGUAAUUAGUAAAUACGAAUUGUUGGCUUCUUUUGGAUUUAUGUAAUUUGAUGUCAAUAUUCAAGCUGAGGUUUUCU
Cynara cardunculus var. scolymus (artichoke) is the source of this 2135-nucleotide messenger RNA. Its product is annotated as probable glycerol-3-phosphate acyltransferase 8. Gene Ontology annotation, molecular function: phosphatase activity; glycerol-3-phosphate 2-O-acyltransferase activity. Bases 1 to 1515 code for a protein of 504 amino acids. NCBI's taxonomy places the organism in Eukaryota, Viridiplantae, Streptophyta, Magnoliopsida, Asterales, Asteraceae. The transcript has 2 exons. Gene Ontology annotation, biological process: cutin biosynthetic process. The record is from RefSeq and is a predicted model, not a curated record. Gene Ontology annotation, cellular component: membrane.